Messenger RNA from Otolemur garnettii (small-eared galago), 4883 nucleotides. It is a transcript of the gene TTLL5, whose product is annotated as tubulin tyrosine ligase like 5. NCBI's taxonomy places the organism in Eukaryota, Metazoa, Chordata, Mammalia, Primates, Galagidae. Gene Ontology annotation, molecular function: tubulin-glutamic acid ligase activity; tubulin binding. Gene Ontology annotation, biological process: microtubule cytoskeleton organization; protein polyglutamylation. The record is from RefSeq and is a predicted model, not a curated record. The transcript is spliced from 33 exons. Gene Ontology annotation, cellular component: cilium. Bases 366 to 4265 code for a protein of 1299 amino acids.
AAAGAAGACUCCUUUCUGCCAAGGGCAGAUCUCGACUCCCGCGCUGCGCGGCGGUGACGACAUUCUUCCGCGCCGGCAGCCGGGCGUUUUCGGCGCCGGCAGCAGGCGCCUGCGCAGUGUCUCCGAGCGGGCGGUUGCUUGUUGGUUGUUGUAGUAACCGGGGAAGCGGCCGUCGGCGGCCGCCGUGAGCCGGGCUGGGGAAGGAGGAGGGAGGUAGGCGCAGAGAGCGGUCCCCGCCUGCCCGCCCCAAGCCAUGGAAAGAUGAAACAGGAAUCUGUGCCAUCCAAGUUGUUUGAUCCAGUGAAUCUGCCAGGAAAGGUCUCUGAGGCCCCUGUCUGCUGACUGCAUGACAAACCCUAAAGGAAAUGCCAGUGGUGAUGGCCCGGGACCUGGAGGAAACAGCAUCAUCCUCAGAGGAUGAGGAGGUGGUAAGCCAAGAGGAUCAUCCAUGCAUCAUGUGGACUGGAGGCUGCAGGAGAAUUCCAGUUUUGGUAUUCCAUGCUGAGGCUAUUCUGACAAAGGACAACAAUAUUCGAAUAAUUGGAGAACGUUAUCAUUUGUCUUACAAGAUUGUGCGAACAGACAGUCGCCUGGUACGCAGCAUUCUGACAGCCCAUGGAUUUCAUGAAGUUCACCCAAGCAGCACUGACUAUAAUCUAAUGUGGACAGGAUCCCACCUGAAACCCUUCUUACUUCGCACCCUCUCUGAAGCACAAAAGGUUAAUCACUUUCCCAGGUCUUAUGAACUAACCCGGAAGGACCGACUGUACAAAAACAUCAUUCGAAUGCAACAUACACAUGGAUUCAAGGCCUUUCACAUCCUCCCUCAGACCUUCCUCCUGCCAGCUGAGUACGCGGAAUUCUGUAAUUCAUAUUCAAAGGACCGGGGACCUUGGAUAGUAAAACCGGUGGCUUCUUCUAGGGGGCGGGGCGUCUACUUGAUCAACAAUCCAAACCAGAUUUCCCUGGAAGAGAACAUCCUGGUCUCCCGUUAUAUUAACAACCCCCUGCUUAUAGAUGAUUUCAAGUUUGACUUACGCCUCUAUGUGCUGGUGACUUCCUACGAUCCUCUUGUCAUCUAUCUCUAUGAAGAAGGACUGGCUAGGUUUGCAACUGUGCGAUAUGAUCAAGGAGCCAAGAACAUUCGGAACCAGUUCAUGCACCUGACAAACUACAGUGUGAAUAAGAAGAGUGGCGACUAUGUCAGUUGUGAUGAUCCAGAAGUGGAAGAUUAUGGGAACAAAUGGAGCAUGAGUGCUAUGCUUAGGUACCUGAAACAAGAAGGCAGAGACACAACUGCAUUGAUGGCCCAUGUAGAAGACCUGAUCAUUAAAACUAUAAUCUCUGCUGAACUAGCUAUUGCUACAGCCUGUAAAACCUUUGUUCCUCAUCGCAGCAGUUGUUUUGAACUCUAUGGCUUUGAUGUGCUCAUAGAUUCUACUCUGAAGCCAUGGUUGUUGGAAGUGAAUCUCUCUCCUUCUUUGGCCUGUGAUGCACCUCUGGACCUAAAGAUUAAAGCCAGUAUGAUUUCGGAUAUGUUCACAGUUGUAGGAUUUGUGUGCCAAGAUCCUGCCCAGCGGGCAUCAACGCGGACAAUUUAUCCCAGCUUUGAGUCUUCCAGGAGAAACCCUUUCCAGAAAUCUCAGCGUCCAGUAUCUGCACAGUUUCAGUCAUCAAACGCCAAACAGCGUUCUCGUCCACUCUCUGCCAGUGAUGCGGAAAUGAAAAAUCUUGUGGGCCCAGCCCGGGAGAAAGUGCCGGGGAAGUUAGGUGGUUCUGUGCUUGGUCUGUCAAUGGAGGAGAUCAAAGUUUUACGGAGGGUGAAGGAAGAGAAUGAUCGGCGAGGUGGAUUUAUUCGCAUAUUUCCUACAUCUGAGACGUGGGAAAUAUAUGGGUCCUACCUUGAGCACAAGACCUCCAUGAACUAUAUGCUGGCAACACGCCUCUUUCAGGACAGAAUGGCUGCUGAUGGAACACCAGAAUUGAAGGUAGAGAGUAUGAAUUCAAAAGCCAAGCUGCAUGCUGCUCUUUACGAGAGGAAGCUUCUGUCUCUGGAGGUGCGAAAACGUAGACGACGGAGUGGCAGAUUGAGGGCAAUGAGGCCAAAGUACCCAGUGAUUACCCAACCAGCUGAAAUGAAUGUUAAAACUGAGACAGAGAGUGAAGAAGAGGAAGAAGUUGCAUUAGACAAUGAAGAUGAAGAACAGGAAGCUUCCCAGGAGGAGUCUGCAGGGUCUCUUGGAGAAAAUCAAACCAAAUAUACACCCUCCUUGACUGUUAUGGUAGAAAAUUCACCCAAAGAAAAUUCCCUGAAAGUUCCUGAAUGGAAUAAUAAAGGUGAACAAUGCUGCAAAAUUGAGGCUCAGGAGCCAGAGCCUAAAUUUAACCUGAUGCAGAUUCUGCAAGAUAAUGGAAAUCUUAGCAAAGUGCAGGCCCGAAUAGCAUUCUCUGCCUAUCUCCAGCAUGUUCAGAUUCGCCUGAUGAAAGACAGUGGAGGUCAGACGUUCAGUGCCAGCUGGGCUGCCAAAGAGGAUGAACAGAUGGAGCUGGUGGUUCGUUUCCUAAAGCGAGCAUCAAGUAACCUCCAACAUUCCCUCAGGAUGGUAUUACCCAGUCGACGAUUGGCACUUCUAGAACGCAGAAGAAUCCUAGCCCAUCAACUGGGUGACUUUAUCAUUGUAUACAACAAGGAAACAGAACAAAUGGCUGAAAAGAAAUCGAAGAAGAAACAUGAGGAAGAAGAGGAAGAUGGGGUGAAUGCAGAGAACUUCCAGGAGUUCAUCAGACAAGCAAGUGAGGCUGAACUGGAGGAGGUUUUGACUUUUUACACCCAAAAAAACAAGUCUGCCAGUGUCUUCCUGGGUACUCACUCUAAAAGUUCUAAGAACAGCAACAGUUAUUCUGAUAGUGGAGCAAAAGGUGAUCACCCUGAGACAAUGGAAGAAGUGAAAGUAAAGCCACCCAAACAGCAACUGGCAUCAGAAAUUCAUUGUGAUAAAUUAUCUCGAUUUACCACUUCAGCUGAAAAAGAGGCUAAAUUAGUAUAUACCAAUUCUUCCUCUACUUCUUUCUCUGGUCCUGCUGCUACUCUUCUGCAGAAAAUUCCCAACACCCAUUUGUCAUCUAUUAUUUCAACCUCUGGCCUCACACCAGGGCCUGGCCACCAUUCUUCUUUGUCUCAAAUUCCUCCAGCUAUCCCCAGCAUGCCUCACCAGCCAGCAAUCUUACUGAACACAAGCUCUGACAGUGCUUCUCCCUCCAUACAUCCUGGGAUACAGAACAUACCAAGCCCCGUUGGCCUGCCACGCUGUCGAUCAGGCAGUUACACCAUUGGGCCCUUUUCCUCUUUCCAAAGUGCUGCACACAUCUAUAGCCAGAAACUGUCUCGUCCCUCUUCAGCAAAGGCAGGUUCAUGCCAUCUAAAGCAUCAUUCAGCAAUGGUCAAAACACAAAAGGAGGGAGAAGAUGGGUCUUUGUACACCAAACGGUAUAACCAAAGUAUGGUCACAGCUGAACUUCAGCGGCUGGCUGAGAAGCAAGCAGCAAGACAGUAUUCUCCCUCCAGCCACAUCAAUCUCCUCACCCAACAGGUAACAAACCUGAAUUUGGCAACUGGCGUCAUAAACAGAAGCAGUGCUUCGACUCCCCCAACCCUUCGCCCCGUCAUCAUUCCUAAUGGCCCGACAUGGUCAAUACAGUCAGACCCCCAACCUCCCGAGAACCACUCCAGCCCUCCUGGAAGCAGGAGCCUCCAAACAGGUGGCUUUGCCUGGGAGGGAGAGGUAGAGAACAACGCAUACAGCAAGGCUACGGGGGUUGUCCCCCAGCACAAGUAUCACCCCACAGCAGGCAGUUACCAACUCCAUUUUGCCCUGCAGCAGCUUGAACAACAGAAACUUCAGUCCCGGCAGCUUCUGGAUCAGAGUCGAGCCCGGCACCAGGCAAUCUUUGGCAGCCAGACACUGCCUAACUCCAAUUUGUGGACAGUGAAUAAUGGUGCAGGCUGCAGAAUUUCAAGUGCCACAGCUGGUGGUCAGAAACCAACCACUCUGCCACAGAAAGUGGUGCCACCUCCAAGUUCCUCCUCCUCCCUGGUCCCCAAACCUCCAUCCAAUCACAAACAAGUACUCAGAAAGGCAGCAUCCCAGAGGGCUUCCAAAGGGUCCUCCAUAGAAGGGCAGCUGAAUGGACUCCCGAGCAGCCUUAACUCUGCAGCCUGUAUGCCCAUCACCAGCUCCACAGAUCCUGCUCACACUAAAAGAUGAGCCACAGACACAUGCAGGAGGAACCUAUUCGCCACUCCCGAUGCGUGCCUGGGGUGAAGCAUCCACCAGCACUGCGAGGGGGUCCAUAGUAUUUUGUUGGCUGCCUCAGAGUCCCCAAAGCCUUCAAGCAGACAUGGCAGUAGAUGGCUGCCAAUCAGCCAAUCCAGACUUUUCUUGGGACAACAGGAAAACAGAUCCUCCAGGUUUUGAUGGAGCUGGGAAGUCGGGACAUGCAGCUGAUGCAUUAUUACCCCAUCAGAGCACAUAUGUAUCUUUUACCUUCCCUUCCCCCCACCUGCGUAGGUCUCCUCUGUCCUCUUCCUGCUGCUGCACAGAGAUGAUAUAAAAGAGGCUCUUUGGCUAUUUGCAUUUUGCUUCCUCUUCUUUUCCAGAUUGCCUAUUCAACAAUAUUGUCUUUGUUCAAGCUUAACCCCCAACAUCAUCAUCUACCAAAGUUGUUCUUCCCUUUUCAGAGGGUACUGGGGGAGGGAAGAGCAUGCGUCACAAGUCUCCCAGAAGGGAGGAGACAAGUCGGUGUGCUGCAGACCACAUGAGCCAGGGUAAGGGCACCCUUUCAAAUUACUGGUUUCUAAGAUUAAUAAAGUAAUUCUAUUUCUA